This is a messenger RNA of Peromyscus maniculatus bairdii (prairie deer mouse), 3134 nucleotides long. Its product is annotated as toll-like receptor 13. Lineage: Eukaryota; Metazoa; Chordata; Mammalia; Rodentia; Cricetidae. Gene Ontology annotation, cellular component: plasma membrane. Gene Ontology annotation, biological process: toll-like receptor signaling pathway; inflammatory response. The record is from RefSeq and is a predicted model, not a curated record. Gene Ontology annotation, molecular function: signaling receptor activity; protein binding.
UGUUUAGAGAAGAUGAACAGCUGCACCAUGUGCCAGGAGCUUCUCAGAGCCAAGUCCAUAGGUAAAGAGCAUGCCUUCGAACAUGAGCAUUACAUGUGUGGAGGGAUUUUUUUCCUGUUGUAACCUGGAUGCCUGGGGCAGUCAAGAUGAGUUGGGGCAACUUGGUACCUGCUCUCCAGCUCCUGCUCCUGUUCAUCGGGCUUUCUCUGCUGUCUUUGGUAGACACAUAUGGGUUCAAUAAGUGCACACAGUAUGAAUUUGAUAUUCACCAUGUGUUCUGCAUUCGGAAGAAGAUCACCAACUUGACAGAUGCCAUUAGUGACAUACCUGGAUACACUACUCACCUCAACCUGACGGAGAACUACAUUGAAAUCCUUCCUGCCCGGAGCUUCACUAAUGUGCCUGCUCUGCUGGACUUGAGACUAGAGUGGAAUUUCAUUUGGAAGAUCGAUGAAGGUGCCUUCAGGGGACUGGAAAACUUGACCCUUCUGAAUUUAGUGGAAAAUAAGAUUCAAAGUGUGAAUAACUCGUUUGAGGGCCUGUCCAACUUGGAGACCUUGCUCCUGAACCACAAUCAGAUUACCCAUAUUCACCAAAAAGCCUUUGCUCCUCUGGUCAAGUUGAAAUAUUUGAGCCUAGCUCGAAACAACAUUAGCAAUUUUUCUGUUAUUCUUGAAGCAGUCCAGUAUCUCCCGUGCCUGGAGUACCUUGAUCUUACUAACAACAGCAUUAUCUACUUGGACCACAGUCCUAAGUCGUUGGUUUCUCUGCUCCACCUGAGUUUCCAGGGGAACAAACUAAUGGAGUUAAACUUCUCUGCCUUGUCACUGCCUAACCUAACCACUCUAAGUGCUUCCCAGAAUGGCCAUGGCGUCAUUCAGAAUGUGUAUCUGGAAACUCUGCCCCAACUCAGGAGCUUGAAUCUGAGUGGAACAUCAGUGAAACUAGAGAUGCUUUCAGCCAAACACCUGCAGAAUAUAAGGGUUAUAGACCUCAGUAACCGGGAGCUUAGACAUGGUCACUUAAAUGUGAAAACUGUUUGUCACCUCCUCAGAAACCUACCCAUGUUAGAGGCGCUGGUUUUUCAGAAAAAUGCCAUCAAUUCGGAGGGCAUUAAGCAUCUAGCAAAGUGUACCAGGCUUUUGUUCCUUGACCUGGGCCAAAACAGUGACUUGGUUCAUCUCAAUGACAGUGAGUUUGACGCUCUACCCAGUCUCCAAAGACUGAAUCUAAACAAGUGCCAGCUUUCCUUCAUCAGCAACAGGACCUGGAGUUCCCUGCAGAACUUGACCAUCCUAGAUCUGAGCCACAACAAGUUUAAAAGCUUUCCAGAUUUUGCGUUUUCACCCUUGAAGGGCCUGAAGUAUCUCUUUCUCUCAAGAAACCCCAUCACAGAACUCAAUAACCUGGCCUUCAGUGGGCUAUUUUCACUGAAGGAGCUCAACUUAGCUGGGUGCUGGAUAGUAACAAUUGAUAGAUAUUCCUUUGCUCAAUUUCCAAAUUUAGAGCUCUUAGAUCUUGGAGCCAACAAUAUCCGGACUCUCAACCGUGGAACCUUCCGAUGUCUGAAAAAACUCAGUGUUUUGAUUCUCUCCCACAACCGCCUGGAAAUUAUAGAGCCCAGUGCCUUUUCCGGUCUCACUUACCUACAUCACCUUGACCUGGUGUACAAUAGCUUGUCAUAUUUUCAUAAACACCUUUUCUCGGACCUGGAAAAGCUGCAGGUUUUGAAACUCGGUUUUAAUAAGAUCAAAUAUGAAACCACUAGGACCCUUCAAUACCCUCCAUUUAUGAAGCUCAAGUCUUUGAAACAGCUCAGUCUAGAAGGACAACAAAAUGGGAUUCAGGUUGUUCCAAGCAACUUUUUCCAAGGGUUGAGUAGCUUGCAGGAGUUACUCCUAGGAAAAAAUCCCUCCAUAUUCCUGGACCACCGCCAAUUUGACCCUCUGAUUAAUCUCACCAAGUUGGAUAUCUCAGGAACAAAAGGUGGAGAUCGAAGUCUCUAUUUAAAUGCUUCCUUAUUCAAAAAACUCAAAAGGCUAAAGAUCCUGCGCCUUGAAAAUAACAACUUGGAUUCGUUGGUUCCUGGCAUGUUCUCCAGCUUACAGAGCCUACAGGUCUUAUCUUUAAGAUUCAACAACUUGAAGGUCAUUAAUCAAAGUCAUCUGGAGAAUCUGAAAUCAUUGAUGUUUUUUGAUGUCUAUGGGAACAAACUUCAGUGCAACUGUGACAAUAUGUGGUUCAAGAACUGGUCAAUGAACACAGGGGAGGUCCACGUCCCCUUCCUCCGGAGCUACCCUUGUCAGCAGCCAGAGAGCCAGAGUUUGCUUAUAGAUUUUGAUGAUGCCAUGUGUAAUUUUGACUUCGGAAUGGUCUACUUCUUCUGUUCCUUCAGUGUAGUUCUCACCACCAUGGUCUUCUCUUGGUUCAGUGCCAAGAUGAUUUCCUCUCUGUGGUAUGGUUUGUACAUAUGUAGGGCUUGGUACCUCACUAAAUGGAACAAAACAGAGAAGAAGUUCUUGUAUGAUGCAUUUGUCUCUUUCUCAGCCACCGAUGAGGAGUGGGUAUAUAAAGAGCUUGUUCCAGCCCUAGAAGAAGGCAGCCAGACCACCUUUAAGCUCUGUCUUCACCACCGGGACUUUGAACCUGGCAUUGACAUCUUUGAGAACAUCCAGAAUGCAAUCAACACAAGCCGGAAAACUUUGUGUGUGGUCAGUAACCAGUACCUGCACAGUGAAUGGUGCCGGCUUGAAGUCCAGCUGGCCAGCAUGAAGAUGUUCUAUGAGCACAAGGAUGUCAUUAUCUUGAUUUUCCUUGAAGAGAUUCCUAACUAUAGGCUGUCCAGCUACCACCGACUCAGGAAACUCAUAAACAGACAGACAUUUAUCACCUGGCCAGACAGUGCUCACCAGCAGCCGCUCUUCUGGGCUCGCAUUAGAAAUGCACUGGGCAAUGAGACUGUGGAGAAAGAAAAUACACAUCUAAUUGUUGUCGAGUGACUGAAAGUCUUAUAACCCCAAAUCCGGCUGCAUAAUGUUACCCAAAAUACAUGUAAGCUGAGUUGACUAAUGAACCCACUCUUUGGGGACAAAGGCAGGGGUUGCUUAUAACUGUAAGACCUAGGACCAUUUGGC